AUGCUCAACGAUUUGAUCGACGAUAUAAAAAACGUUUUCGAAAGUGAUUUAAUUGUACAAGUUAGCGAAGCUCUUGGAGGUGCUCUAUUUUUCUAUCUCGAUAAAAAGAAUUCUAAAUUUCACCUCUCACUAUCCUAUUCCUUCUCUGGUAUGCAAAAAUUUCAUGUCUUUUCCUUCCAAGUAAUUCACAAAAAUGUACAGGAUAGACAAUUAGUAAUUUCUAUUCAUUUACAAAAAGGAAAAAAUAUUUCAGAGCAGUCAACUCUGUUUAUUGGAAGAGGAGAAAAGAAUUCUAAAAAGAUUUAUCUAGUUAAGAUUGAACCUUCUUUUAGUAGUUUGUCGUUGGCUAAAUUGAAUAAGAAACUUUUCACACCAUUCGGAAGAAAGAGGAAAUUGGAUGCUUUUGAUAAUGUGAAAGCUAAAUUCCUAAUGAUUAACAUGAAUCUUUUUCUUGUGGAGGAGGAAAAUCAUGCUAUACAGGAGGAAUGCACAUAUAUUAUGAAUAAUCACUGGGGAUACUGUGGUCUAAAUGAUUUAUAUUCAUAUUCAAGUCUACAAUUCCAAUAUUGUGUUUUUAAUAGAGAAAAUUACUAUGUGAAAGGUAGUGUCACUAAAUCUGUAGAUGGUCAUAAGAGAUUUGGUUUUAACAAAAUACCUUCCACAGCAAAAUGUGAUCGAUGGAGAAGAUUGGUAAAGCCAGAGAAUGAUUCGGAAACUAGAUGGACUAAAUCUGUUGGAUUUUAUUGCGAAUGA
Naegleria gruberi is the source of this 753-nucleotide messenger RNA. RefSeq lists its product as uncharacterized. Bases 1 to 753 code for a protein of 250 amino acids. NCBI's taxonomy places the organism in Eukaryota, Heterolobosea, Eutetramitea, Acrasida, Naegleriidae. The record is from RefSeq and is a predicted model, not a curated record. The transcript has a single exon.